Messenger RNA from Cicer arietinum (chickpea), 2767 nucleotides. RefSeq lists its product as uncharacterized. The record is from RefSeq and is a predicted model, not a curated record. Gene Ontology annotation, biological process: regulation of secondary shoot formation. Gene Ontology annotation, molecular function: sequence-specific DNA binding; DNA-binding transcription factor activity. Lineage: Eukaryota; Viridiplantae; Streptophyta; Magnoliopsida; Fabales; Fabaceae. Gene Ontology annotation, cellular component: nucleus.
AUACAUACAGUGUGGAACAGCACCGUGUCUGGAUUUUUCCGAUAACCUCCUUCAUUGUUCCAAUGGAAACAACUUAAUACAAUUACAACCUUUAUUCUUCUUAAUUUCAUUCAUGUUCAACCUUAACUUAUCUUAAUUUCUCUUCUUUUUCUUUCUUUGUCCACCUGUCACAAAAAUUAAACAUCUCUCUCUAUAAAUAAAUCACACAAUUCUUGUAUACCCGGUUUUUUCUUCAUUUUCUUUUUGUUUCUCACCAACCCUAGAACAUUCUUCUGUUCUUUUCCCCUCACUCUUUCUCUCUCACCAUAGUUUACAUGUUCAAAGACACACACACACACACACACACACACAAAAGUAAGUGUUAAUCAAACUCCAACUUCAACUCAAAAAAGAAAAAAUGUUAACAUGCUUUUGUAGUAGAUUUGAGAGAACAAAAAUAAACAUAAUUUUAUCCUAUUUUGCAUUUCAAGGUACCCUUUUACACCAAAGGAAAGAAUAGUUAAGAAAUUCAACAAUUCCUGAAAAUCAGGCAGCAAAGAAGACAGGGAAAAGCUAUAAAUACUAUUAGCAGAAGCUAAAAAGGAUUUGGCUCAGAUCAGAUACCCAUCUGCAAAUUUUUCUGCUUUAGCUUAAAAACAAAGCAGAAACGGUUCAGAUCCAAGUUUUGCAGGAAAGAGGUGUGUGUGUGAAAGCUAGUUGAGGGUGUGUUUGGUUUUGAAAGUGUUUUUUCUGCAACUGCAAAAAGCUAAACAAGGGCCUCCUGACUUGGACCGUGAUAUAUCAGACAGUAAAAAAAAGUCUUUUUUAUCACUACACAGCCAAAACAGUGUCUGAAUUUUCGUCAUCAAUGCAACAAAGGACACAUUUUUAACCCCACACACAAGCACAAACAUUUUCUCUCUCUCUCUAGCACAACACAAGUCUAAUAAAUAAACCAAACAUUAUUAUUAUUAUUAUUAAUUAAAGAGGAAAACCAAGUUGGUUUGUGUUGUUUGCAAAAGGCAUGAUUGUGGUAUGGAGGAGGAUGAGAUUCAAGUUCAAUCACAAAACCAGUCAUGUAAAUUUCCAAGAGUUGGAAACAACAGAAAUGAUCAAGAAGAAGAUUUAGAAGAUGGAUCAAUGAGAAGAGUAGGAGGAUGUGAUGGAAACACAAACAGAUUAAAUAAUUGGCAUCAUUCAUCAAGAAUCAUAAGGGUUUCAAGAGCUUCUGGUGGAAAAGAUAGACACAGCAAAGUAAUGACUUCAAAAGGUUUAAGAGACAGAAGGGUUAGACUUUCUGUAACAACAGCUAUUCAAUUCUAUGAUCUUCAAGAUAGGUUGGGUUAUGACCAACCAAGUAAAGCUGUUGAAUGGUUGAUUAAAUCAGCUUCUGAUGCUAUUUCUGAAUUACCUUCACUCAAUAACACAUUCCCUAAUGAUGAUGAUACUAAUCAACUACUACAACCAAGUAGUGAACAACAACAAGGUCUUGAUUCAGCUGAUGCAGAAAUGAUUGAGAAUGGUGAAAACAACAACUAUCAUCAGAAUCAAAACAACCAGAACAAUCUUUGUUUGUCUAAAUCUGGUUGUAGUAGUACUUCUGAAACAAGUAAAGGUUCUGGUUUGUCUUUGUCAAGGUGUGAUAUUCGUGUGAGUCGUGUUAAGGCUAGAGCAAGAGCAAGAGAAAGAACAGCUAAAGAAAAGGAAAAAGAGAACAAUGAGUGUUCUCAUCAUCAUCAACAACAACAACAACAUCAAAUUUCUCAAACAGCUUCAUUCACUGAACUACUUACUGGUGGAAUCAACAAUGCAGUUGCAAAUAGUCCAAGAGGGUCAUCAAUUGAUGAAGCUGAUCUUUUCAACAAAGCAAGACAACAACAAUGGAAUUCAGCAGCACCAAUGGAUCAUUACUUUAAUUCAGUACUUCUUGGACCUUCUUCUUCUUCAUCAUCAAGAACACAUCAUCAAUCUUUGUCACAAAUCCAAUUAGGACAUUCACUUCAUGAACAACAUCAUCAAUCAAUGUCAUUCAGCAAUAAUAGUGGUGAAAAUCAGAAUCAUCAGAUGCAGCAGCAGCAGCAGCAGCAUCAAUUUUCAUUCAUACCAGAUAAUAAUGAUUACAAUCUGAACUUUAAAAUAUCUUCUUCUUUGGGCCUUGCUGGUUACAAUAGGGGGACCCUUCAGUCCAAUUCUCUGUCUCAUCUUCAGAGGUUUUCAGUUUCACCUAUAGAUCAUGGAUCCAAUGUAGUAGUACCUUUUUUCAUGGGUGGAGGAGGAGGAGGAGGUGCUUCUUCUGCUACUACUGCUUCACCUUCACCUUCAGAUGCUACUCCUACAAUGGAGAAUAAUCAUCAGAUUCAUCAUCAUCAUCAUCAGUUUUCAUCUGUUUUUGAUGGUAGCCGUUUGCAGCUAUAUUCAGAUCACAAAGGGAAACCCAAAAACUGAGUUUCACUUUUCUUCCUGCAGGAUUUGAAAAAAUGGAGUACUAGCUAGAACAAGAUGUGUGGCAAAGCCUGGCUUCACAAAAACAGUUGAUAUGCUAGCUGUUGUCAUCAAGUGUUGAUUUUUCUUGUUGGAUCAUUUUCAAAGUCAUUCAAUUGCAUUCAGUAUUUUUGCAUUUUCAUUUUCAUUUUUAAUCUAUUUAUUAUGUAUGCGUGCAAAGUUCAUUGUGUUUUGGAGAAAUGUAAAAGGUACUUUGACAUUUGAAGAUAUUCUUUUACUUUCUAGUCUACGAUUAUUUUUUUUUCAUCUAUGAAUCUAUAUAAGCUGGGAAAAGAGCUUUCUAUCA